Messenger RNA from Ochotona princeps (American pika), 8415 nucleotides. RefSeq names its product shroom family member 4 (gene SHROOM4). The transcript is spliced from 10 exons. Gene Ontology annotation, molecular function: actin filament binding. Gene Ontology annotation, biological process: actin filament organization. The record is from RefSeq and is a predicted model, not a curated record. NCBI's taxonomy places the organism in Eukaryota, Metazoa, Chordata, Mammalia, Lagomorpha, Ochotonidae. Gene Ontology annotation, cellular component: apical plasma membrane; apical junction complex; cortical actin cytoskeleton. The coding region runs from base 85 to 4581 and encodes 1498 amino acids.
GGCGAUGGUGGCGGAGUUGCUGGGGGCGGAGGCAACGUAGCCCCUGCAGAAAAGGAGCCCGGCGGCGCCGGAGCCGAGCCCAGGAUGGAGAACCGGCCGGGGUCCUUCCAGUACGUCCCGGUGCAGCUGCAAGGGGGGGCACCCUGGGGCUUCACCCUUAAAGGGGGUCUGGAGCACUGCGAGCCGCUCACGGUGUCUAAGAUUGAAGAUGGAGGCAAAGCAGCCCUGUCCCAGAAGAUGAGGACUGGUGAUGAGCUGGUGAAUAUCAAUGGCACUCCAUUAUAUGGCUCCCGCCAAGAGGCCCUCAUCCUCAUCAAAGGCUCCUUCCGGAUCCUCAAGCUGAUUGUCAGGAGGAGAAACGCCCCUGUCAGUAGGCCGCACUCAUGGCAUGUGGCCAAGCUGCUAGAGGGAUGCCCUGAAGCAGCCAGCACCAUGCACUUCCCUUCUGAAGCCUUCAGCUUGUCCUGGCAUUCCGGCUGCAACACAAGUGACGUGUGUGUACAGUGGUGUCCACUCUCCCGGCACUGCAGCACUGAGAAAAGCAGCUCCAUUGGCAGCAUGGAGAGCCUAGAGCAGCCAGGCCAAGCCACCUAUGAGGGCCACCUCUUGCCUAUUGACCAGAACAUGUAUCCAAACCAGCGUGACUCAGCCUAUAGCUCCUUCUCAGCUAGCUCCAAUGCCUCUGACUGUGCUCUUUCCCUGAGGCCAGAGGAGCAAGCUUCCACAGACUGCAUUGUGCAAGGUCCAGGGCCAACCAAGACCCCCAGUGGCCAACCAAAUGUGGCAGAGACCUCAGGAGGUAGCCAGCACACCAAUAGGGACUCCCUGACCCCUAGCUCCCAGACAUCAUCCCGUCCCCAAGAAGGCCAUCACUCAGCACCUGCCAAGACAGUCAGGGGACCACCCCAACCCCCAGUGAGGCGGGAUAGCCUUCAGGCUUCGAGAACCCAGCUCCUCAAUGGAGAGCAAUGCCUGACUUCAGAACCUGUGGAUUCCUUGCAACAAAAGGAGAAACCAAGCCUGGAUACAGUGCUAUCCCCAAGGAGCCCUAACAGGUUCUGUUGCCUCAGUGAAAAAGACCAAAUGAUAAGUGAGGACCAUCCAAAUUAUGAGCUUAGCCAGCCACUUGAAUGUAGCCAGCAGGAUUCCAGGCAUCUACUGAUGGAGGCUUCUGCCAAAGCAGCUGGAUCCCUGAAGGCCUGUGAUAAAACUCCCAACAGAGAUUCCAACGUACUCAAUGAACCUGCCUCAGAGCUCUCUAAGGCUCCUUCUUUUGCCAGCCUACCACACCUCAUGGGCCCCACAGGACAUCGUCAUAGUGCCCCUGAACACCUGUUGGCAUCUCACCUGCAGCAGUUGCAUCUGGACCCCAGGGGCAGCAAGGGGAUGGAGCUCCCAGCUGGGCAAGACGGGCACCAGUGGACUCUCUCUCCUUUGCAUAACAGCUACAAAGGAAAGAAAAGUUCAUGUCCCUCUAUCGGAGGAAUCCAGGACAAGCUCACCAAAGAAAGAAACACCAGGCCAGUAGAUGAUCGGCUUUUGGGGCCAGGGCAUCAGAAUCAAAGCAGUUCCUCUCUUAGAGAGGCUGACGGACACCUCCCAGAGCGAAGUUUCCUGGACCCAAACACAGCAAGCAGGGCAGGCAGUGAACUGCCAAGCCAGCAGCCCUCUGCCUCUGGCUCCCACAUUCAACAAACCAGGGACUGUUCUUCAACCACUAAAGUAGACCACAGCACAGAAGUGACAGAAGACAGGGAUGGUGAGCCCAAGGAAUGUGGCCGGAUGGAUGGUAGGCGAAGUGGGGGGACCCGGGGCCGCUCCAUCCAAAACCGACGGAAGAGCGAGCGCUUUGCUACCAAUCUGCGCAACGAAAUUCAGAGGAGGAAGGCACAGCUCCAGAAAAGCAAAGGCCCCUUGUCACAACUGUGUGACACUAAGGAGCCAGUGGAAGAGACCCAGGAACCCCCAGAAAGUCCUCCGCUCCCUGCCUCCAACUCAUCGCUUCUAUCUUUAUAUAGAAACAACCCUAGUCCCAAAGACAAGCUCUUCAACAAAAGUAUGAUGCUCAGGGCUAGAUCUUCAGAGUGCCUCAGCCAAGCUCCAGAGAGCCAUGAACCUAGGACAGGCUUGGAGGGCCGAAUAAGCCCUGGGCAGAGGGCUGGCCCGUCUGCGUUGGGUCUAAACAACUGGUGGAAAGCACCUGAUCCAUCCUCCUCAGACUCUGAGAAACUAAGUCUUUACCAUGGAGUCCGCGGAGGUCACUGGAGAUGGUCUCCGGAACAUAACCGGCAGCCGCACAUGGCACCAGCCGUGGAAGGCCCAUCCAACCCAUGUGACAACCAAGAAUUGCAGGCUUCUACUGCCAAAGCUGGAGAGGAAGCCAUUCUUUUACCUUUUGCAGAUAGAAGAAAAUUCUUUGAGGAGAGUAGCAAGUCCUUAUCUACAUCUCACUUGCCAGGUUUAACCACUCACAGCAACAAGACUUUGACCCAGAGACCAAAACCUAUAGACCCAAACUUCCAAUCCGUGAGCUCCAGCUAUCGGGAGUUGAGGCGUCAUCCAGUGGAUCAAUCGUAUCAUUCCGCAGACCAACCAUACCAUACCACAGACCAACCUUACCACUCCAUGUCACCACUUCAGUCAGAAACGCCGCCUUACACAGAAUGUUUUGCAAACAAAGGUCUAGAAAAUUCCAUGUGUUGUAAGCCACUGCACUGUAGUGAUUUUGAUUACCGCAGGACCUGCUCUUACUCCUGCAGUGUUCAGGGAGCUGUUGUUCAUGACCCCUGUAUCUAUUGCUCUGGGGAAAUCUGCCCUGCUUUGGUAAAGAGAAAUAUGAUGCCAAAUUGCUACAACUGCCGGUGCCACCAUCACCAGUGCGUCCGGUGUUCGGCCUGUUGUCAUAGUCCUCAGCACAGCACCCUUGAAGAGACCAGCUUGGUGCCUGGCAACACUUGGAAACCCAGGAAGCCAACAGUGCAGGAAUUUCCUGGGGACAAAUGGAACCCAGUGACAGGAAACAGGAAUACCAGCCAGUCGGGGAGGGAAAUGGCUCAUUCCAAGACUAACUUUUCAUGGACAACCCCCUUCCACCCGUGCCUUGAGAACCCAGCGCUGGACCUGUCAAGCUACCGAGCAGUUUCUUCUCUUGACCUCCUUGGAGACUUCAAACACGCCUCGAACCAAACUGAGGAACCUUCGGUUUAUGAGGAGAGCUCCCUGGCCUCCAUGCCCCGUCCACUGCGCAGCCGGGCCUUCUCCGAGAGUCACAUCAGCAUGGAGCCACAGAGCACCCGGGCCUGGGGCCAUCAUCGGAGGGAGAUCUUCAACAAAAGUGACGAGACCCAAACAGAUCCUCUGGGAGCCAGGAAAAAGGCCUUCCCUCCUCCUCGCCCUCCACCUCCCAACUGGGAGAAGUACAGGCUCUUCAGAGCAGCCCAGCAGCAGCAGCAGCAGCAGCUGCAGCAACAGCAGCAGCUGCAGCAGCAGCACAAGGAAGAAGAAGAAGAGGUGGAAGAGGAGGAGGAGGAGGAGGAGGAGGAGGAGGAGGAGGAGGAGGAGGAGGAAGAGGAACUGCCACCCCAGUAUUUCAGUUCAGAAACCACUAGCUCCUGUGCCCUCAGUCCUCAGGAGGUCCUGGAGCAGCCGCAGCCACUGAGCCUUGGCCCCGGCCAGGCCCCGAGGCGGGCUUCCCAAGGCCUUCCUGCAGAGCAGGAGCCCUUUACGCUCCAUUCCAGCAACCUCUUGCCUCCAGGAAGGGGCCGCCUGGGAUCUCAGCCUGAACAGGCUCAGCCCCCUUGCUAUUAUGGCGCUGGUGGGCUUUGGAGGACAUCAGAACAGGAGGCCACUGAUCCCUCCAAACAAGAGUUUCAGCACUUGUCACCUCCUCCGGGGGCCCCAGCAGCCCCUACCUCUUAUUCAGCUUAUUACAAUAUUUCUGUGGCCAAGGCUGAACUGCUGAACAAGUUGAAAGACCAACCAGAGAUGGCAGAGAUUGGCUUUGGAGAAGAGGAGGUGGACCAUGAACUGGCUCAAAAAAAGAUACAACUUAUUGAAAGCAUUGGCAGAAAGCUCUCUGUUCUGCGAGAAGCCCAACGCGGGUUGCUGGAGGACAUCAAUGCCAAUUCUGUCCUUGGAGAGGAGGUGGAGGCCAACCUAAAAGCUGUUUGCAAAUCCAAUGAGUUUGAAAAGUACCGCUUAUUUAUCGGAGACCUGGACAAAGUGGUCAACCUGUUGCUGUCACUCUCUGGACGUCUGGCCCGGGUGGAGAAUGCUCUCAACAGUAUUGAUUCGGAGGCUGACCAGGAGAAGUUGGUGCUGUUAGAAAAGAAGCAGCAGCUGACAGGGCAGUUGGCAGAUGCUAAGGAGCUGAAGGAGCAUGUGGACCGCAGGGAGCAGCUGGUGUUCAGCAUGGUUUCUCGCUACCUGCCUCAGGAGCAGCUCCAAGAUUACCAGCACUUUGUCAAGAUGAAAUCCGCUCUCAUCAUUGAACAACGAGAGUUGGAGGAGAAGAUCAAGCUUGGGGAAGAGCAGCUCAAAUGUCUCAGGGAGAGCCUACUCCUGGGGCCCAGCAAUUUCUAAUGCUACCAGCGGUUGGCCAUGGCACCCCUGCCCUGCCACAGUGGGAAGUGCAAGCAGUUGGUUGGGAGUAGACAGCAGUUAGUUAACAGUUUGUUCCAGCCCUUUGCCCUGGGUGUCUCACACUGUCCCUUUCCUAGCAGUGGUCCCAGCCAGUGAGGAGAUCCUGGGGAGACUCUAAGUGUCGUCUACCCUAGGGAGCUGCAACAAGGUGUUCUCAUCCAACCACACUGUCCUUCCCACGGUGUGGGUGUGCACAGGCAAGCACUUACUGCACACGGAACUAGCAAAGUGCCUGCACGCUUCUUAAUGCUAAGACACCAAAGAUAUCACCAACUCACCACCUCCCCCCCUCCUGGAAUUAGCCUCCUAAGGCUCUGAGAGAAGCUGCUGGGUGCAUGCAGCUCCACUCAACUCCAGGGCUCCCUGCCCAGCCAUUUCCUGGGCCAGACAUCUGGCUGCUUUGAGAGUACAUUCACUUAGCACCAGUUUGAGGGCCUCACCCUAGCUUCGCAGUAGGAAGCAUAGAAGGAGAAAUUACACUUAACUUAAUUAGCAGAAUGCAAAGAUGAGGCGGCCCCAGGUGGCCCUCAGGAAGGAGCCAGACAUAAACAAAUUGGUUCCAGCCCCACCUUGUCCAGCAGCCGGAAAAGAGGGAGGACAGCUACUCUCAGUCCUCACCCUGUUCUGAGACUCUGGUCCCAUCUUUCUUUGCUGGGCUUAGCAGGUGCCUACCCCAGGGCCUCACACAUUAAUGGCCCAUUAAUUGCUGUACUAAAGUUGACUUCUGGAUAUAGGUCUCAUUGUUGCUGGGGUGGGUGGAUGUUCUUAUUGUUAUAUUUUAAAUGGCCUUUUAAUCUUAUUUAUUUUUUAUGUUUUGAUCUUUUUCAUUCUUUCUUUUUUGUUUUGUUUUGUUUUGUUUUGUUUUAACUAAUAAGGCAAGAAGAGGAAAGUUGGAGAGGGGAAAGUUAGCCCAGAAGGAAAAGCUUUUCUGCAUAUCAGCCUGAUUCCGCCAUGGCUAGGUAAGCGAGUGCCAAGGCAUUGAAUUCUUCCUACUUAACUAGAAGUGUCUAAGAAGAAGUUCUGUCCUUGAACUCAGAGCUGCUGAACCACAGCCUGGCCCUGUGUCUACCCUAAUGUCUGAGUGAUCAUGAGCUUAGCAUUCCCCCAGCAAGAUUCAGUUUCUUCUUCUUCAUCUUUUUUUUUUUGAAACCAAAGAAUCUCCUAAAUCUGACAAAGACUCAUCCAUUACUCUACUCAUCUCCAAGCUAUGGGAUGCGUGGAAGUGUAUUUAGGAGUUCCUCUAACAAUUGCUUUCUUAGCCUGUGGCCUGACAUAGGGAACCAAAAUUCGCAGGAGCUGGGAACUGUAGUUAGAGCCAGUCCCUCAGAACAAGUUAUGAUCCAGCAAAUUACGAUGCUGUAGUUCCUCUUAUCCACAGGAACUAGAGCCGCCCCCUCCCCCCAUGGAUGCUUGAAACAGCAAAUAGUACUGAACCUGAUCUAUAUUGUGUUUUUAACCUGAUACAUAUUGUUUUUUUCUCCUAUAUGUACUGUAGCAUUGGGCAGAGUUACCCUUUCAUGUGACAUGUCCUAGUGCAUCCUUCCCAUUGCAACAGUUGCACUUUGGGGUCAUUAUUAAGUAAAACAAGGCUUCCUUAAACACAAGUGCCGUGAUACCAUUACAGUCAACCUGAUCAUCAAGAAGGCCACCGAGGGGGCUAAUAGGUGUCCAUUUGCUGGUCAAAGGGAUGACUCAUGUUCUGAGUGAAGUGAAGCAGGAUGCUGUGAGAUGUCAGCAUGCUACUCAGAAUGACAUGCCAGUUAAAACUUAUGAAUUAUUUCAAAGAUUUCCCAUUCAGUAUGUUUGAAAUAGUUGACCACUGCUCACUGAAACCGGAGAAAGUAAAAGAAUGGAUAAGGGAUAGUGGCGUGGGGGUGCUGCUGCAUGAACUACUAAAACUGCUGCUCUUGUCCAGGCCCUGGCACUGGUAACCAGCCUUUGUCCUGGAAAAACCCUAGAGGGAAAUGACAGAGGGAAAGUUGUGACAAAACUCUGACCCUUACCCAACUCAAUCCCCUGCUUGGUAUAUAAUCUAGCCCAACCCUCUCCUCAAAGCCGCCCCCCCACCUCUCUUCCAGCCAGGCAAAUUCCUCAGAAUCCUUUGAGAUUCACUGUAGCAGGAGUACCUCAUUCAGCCAAAGAAUUUGCCAAGGAACUUUGCUGUUGCUACAAAUACUGCUAACUUCCUUUUCCUCUUCAUUGUAUUGGGAAACAAUGGAAGAAUCUUGGCCCAAGGAUGUCUUGGGAGUGGGUAGGAAUCCUUUCUGUGAGUCUCUUGGUAUGCUCUUAGCAUUGCUGUUGCCAGAACCACUGUUAGAAAUUCACCCCCUCUGCAAUUCUCCCCUCCAAUGGAAGAACUAACUUUGUUUAUGAUGGCUGAGGGUUAUAAAGGACUAUGCUUAUGCAAGCCAAGGUUGAGGAAGGUGGGAAAAUGCUUUGAGUAGAGGCUAUGGUUACCAUCUUUUUUUUUUUUUUUUCAAUGACGAGGCUCUAGGACAAGCAAUAAGCAAGUUGUAAUGUCUGUGGUUGGGGGAUGAGACUGAUGUCCUCACUCUAAGAUUUGGGGGCUGGAAUGUCUUUUUGGAACUGUUGACCCAGGGGGGGAAAUGCUCACUUACCAGGACACCAUGGCCAUAGUCUGGAUUUUUAAAGUAGGUCUUAGAUCAGCUGUACCUUAAGUUUAUGACACCCCAAAUACUGUUAUUUUUGAUAUUUGUUAUUUUUGUCUCUCACACCACUUCAAUCUACUUUCUGGAGUUGGAAUAAAACACAAAGAUUCUCAUUUUCCUGUGGAAUGACAAUUUCUGAAGCACUGAAAAAUAGACAGUAGACAAGGGUGAACUACUAAACUAUUAAACAGGCCCUGAUUUGCUGUUGUGAGCAAUAGUAUUCCCAUACUAUACCCAAUAUUCCUUGAGAUGUCCCUAACCCAUCUCAGUCCCUGGGUUCAUCCCUACUCCAGGGCCUGCCAAGGGGUUUACAGGUUAGAAGGCAGGCCAAAGGAUUUCCCCAGACAGUUACAGAUCUUGGCUUCUGCUCUCUUCCUUCAAAUACUUAGAGGACUGAGUGGAUUAUAGGUGAGAAUGGUGGUUGAUAGACACAGAAAGAUCAGGGAAGAAAUAUCACAUAUCCUCCCCUACUCCCCAGGCCUUGGAUAAUUGAUUAUCCUCAAUCCCCACAGCUAGAAACUCAGCCAGGAUAUGGCAGUACUUGCCUAAGUAGAAUUGAAGAUGAUGAGACAAUGACACUGAAAUGAAGCCCUAGAAAGCGAGAGGUUAGAAGCAGAGGAAAGGAGAGGAAGCUCCUCUUGCAAGGCCAGGUUCAAGCUGUUCUCCAUUUGAUUUUGUGUGCCAAAAAGUUGACCAGGGUCUAUAUCCUGAACCCCAGCCUCCCUGAAGGUGCUGUGCUGUGAGUAGCAGGCCGUUGAUGGAGGAAGCCUGGCACAUUUCUUGCCAUUCCCCACCCUCUGAGCUUGGAAACUCCUGCUGUCCUUGCCAAAGGAGUUCCCUAUGCUGAUAAUAUUUCUGUAACAGUGUAUUGUACUAUUUGAAGAUUAGUAGAUCUUUGGGGAGGGAGGGUGGGGUAGGGUGUGGUUUCUGUAGAUAAAGAACCAGUGUCUGUUGUACAACUGUUGGGGGGUCGUCUAUCCCAUGUAAAGCUGUUAUUUUUCUGAAUCUUAUUAUUUCUGCAUUUGUGUCCUCCACCUUCUCGGCUAACAUAAAUAUGCCUGCCAGAUUGUCAUCAAGGAUAAUACUUCAAUAAAAGGUGCUAAGG